AUGAGGUUUGUAAUCUCACUUUGUGUUUCACUGCUUCUGCUGGUUAAUGGUGAAAUAGUCAAUGGACAGACUUCAGAAUCUACAACUUCCAGCUCUGACCCCUGCUAUGAUUAUAACACUCUUGAUGAAUACUGGAGAGACAUACGACAAAACCCGUAUCAGUACUCUGGAUAUGAUGACACUCUUGUUGAAUGGAGUGGCUGGUAUCGGCUGUAUUUGAAUGGAGAAAGUGCUCAGAUGUCUGAGUGGUGUGUGAGUUAUGUGGGAUGUGGUGGUUACACUGGACUGUAUCUCAGCGGCUCUCAUCCAACACUUAAGGAUGGAGUGGUGACACGUGAAGUCUUGGGAAGUUAUAUGUGGUGGUGGGGGUAUUCCAAUCAGUGUGGAGCCUACAAUUCCACCCCCAUCCAAGUCAAAGCCUGUCCAGGAGAUUAUUAUGUUUAUGAAUUUGUCAAACCCAUCAUAUCAGCCCCUGGACCUACAUAUUGUGCAGUUGCUUUCCAAAGCUUCAGCAGUGAUCCCUGCUACAACUAUGAGUCUCUGGAUCGUCCCUGGAGAGCCAACAAUGAAAGUGGAGAUAACAUUUGUGAUGACUCUUUCUCCUGGAAUGGCUGGUACCGGCUUUUCUACUAUGGAAUGAACAUCCAGAUGCCAGAGACCUGUGUUAGUUGGUACAGCUGUAAUACAUACUAUACUCUGUGGCUCAAUGGUCCUCACCCUCAGAUAGAGGAUGGAGUGGUGACCAGAGAGGUCUGUGGAGGGUCUUAUUGGGGUGGCUGCUGUAAUUACAAGACAAACCCCAUCAGAGUGAAAGCGUGUCCAGGAAAUUACUAUGUCUAUGAACUUGUGAAACCACAAAUCGGGUGUUCAGGAUACUGCACAGAUGUCAGCACUAUUUCACAGGUGGCUUCUACUGUAAGUCCAGAUAUAGUCACUGGAUCCAGCAUCACCUUGAAUUAUGACCCGUGUGAAAACUACAACGUACUCAACAACUACUGGAGAAGCACACGCAAUUACUGGUCUACGUAUGGAUACAUCUCUGAUCAUGAUGACACUCUUGUAGAAUGGGAUGGCUGGUAUCGACUCUUCAUUAAUGAGUCGAGUGCUCAGAUGCCUGAGUGGUGUUUUUAUUAUAUGUCAUGUGGAAGCUUUAGUUCUCUGUGGCUUGGUGGCUCUCAUCCUCGUCUAGAAGAUGGAGUUGUUACUCUUGAAGUUUUUGGCUCUCGCUAUGAUCAGUGCAGUCGCUACAGAUCUGAACCAAUCCAAGUUAAAGCUUGUCCUGGAGAUUAUUAUGUCUACAAAUUUACCAGACCAACUCUUUCAAUCCCAUUACCAGUGUAUUGUGCAGUACCUUUCACCACCCCAAGUGUGGACCCCUGCUAUAACUACACCAGUCUGGAUGAGACUUGGAGAGCCACUGACAAUUAUUACUAUAAUAACUAUUACUACUAUGGCAUGUGUGAUUAUAAUGUGGAGUGGAAUGGCUGGUACAGGAUGUUCUAUAAUGGUCAAAAUGCCCAGAUGCCAGAAUCAUGUGUUAAUUAUGGCAUGUGUGGCACUUAUAACCCGUUGUCACUCAACGACACUCAUCCACAGCUGGAAGAUGGAGUGGUCACUCGUCAGGUCUGUCUCCCAUGGAGUGGCUGCUGUACUUACACAUCCCACCCUAUAAAAGUCAAAGCCUGUCCUGGAAAUUACUAUGUUUAUGAGUUUGUCAAACCAAUGUUUUGUGGAGCUUACUGUAUAGUAUCAGAAGCCUCAAACCAGUCCAUCCCAUCAGUGUCUACAACAACAGAGACAAUCCCACCCAUAGAAUUAAUUACUCCACCAAUCACAACCACUGCUCCCUCUGUUGACCCCUGCUACAACUACACUGUCCUGGAUGAUCUGUGGAGAUCCACCAACAAUCAACAUUCCUCUCAAAUAAUGUGUGACUCUUGGGUCAGCUGGAACGGCUGGUACCGUCUCUUCAUUCAGGAUCAGAGCGUUCAGAUGCCAGACACAUGUGUUGAUGAGUAUAGUUGUGGCACUUAUGCUCCACUGUGGCUGAACGGAGGACAUCCAACAGUUGAGGAUGGAGUGGUCACUCGAGAUGUCUGCGGUCACUGGGACAAUAACUGCUGCUAUUUUCAGUCCAAUCCCAUUAAAGUCAAAGCAUGUCCAGGAGGGUAUUUUGUCUAUGAGUUUGUGAGUCCAACUACAUGCAAUUUGGCAUACUGUGCAGAUGCAAGCAACAUAAACACUACAUAUACUACUACAUAUACAACCACAGCUGAAACUACAACCACAGAAACCACAACCAUAGAAACUACAACCAUGGACAUUACGACUGAAUCAACAACUUCCAGCUCUGAUCCCUGCUAUGAUUAUAACACUCUUGAUGAAUACUGGAGAGACAUACGACAAAACGCGUAUCAGUACUCUGGACAUGAUGACUCUCUUGUUGAAUGGAGUGGCUGGUAUCGGCUGUAUUUGAAUGGAGAAAGUGCUCAGAUGUCUGAGUGGUGUGUGAGUUAUGUGGGAUGUGGUGGUUACACUGGACUGUAUCUCAACGGCUCUCAUCCAACACUUGAGGAUGGAGUGGUGACCCGUGAAGUCUUGGGAAAUUAUGUAUGGUCUAGCCAGUGUGACAACUACACAUCCACCUCCAUCCAAGUCAAAGCCUGUCCAGGAGAUUAUUAUGUCUAUGAAUUUGUCAAACCCAACAUAUCAGCCCCCAUACCUUCAUAUUGUGCAGUUGCUUUCCAAAGCUUCAGCAGUGAUCCCUGCUACAACUAUGAGUCUCUGGAUCGUCCCUGGAGAGCCACCAAUGAAAGUGGAGGUUACGUCUGUGAUGAAUCUUUCUCCUGGAAUGGCUGGUACCGGCUUUUCUACUAUGGAAUGAACAUCCAGAUGUCAGAGACCUGUGUUAGUCCAUACAGCUGUAACACAUACUUUACCCUGUGGCUCAAUGGUCCUCACCCUCAGAUAGAGGAUGGAGUGGUGAUCAGAGAGGUCUGUGGUAAUUAUUAUUCGGGUGACUGCUGUGAUUACAACACAAAACCCAUCAGAGUGAAAGCUUGUCCAGGAAAUUACUACGUCUAUGAACUUGUGAAUCCACAAAUCUGGUGUUCAGGAUACUGCACAGAUGUCAGCACCAUUUCACAGUCAAUUUCCACUGUAAGUCCAGAUAUAAUUACUGGAUCCAGGGUUACCUUGAAUUAUGACCCGUGCAACAACUACAACAUACUCGACAACCACUGGAGAAGCACACUCAAUUACUGGUCUAUGUAUGGAUACAUCUCUGAUCAUGAUGACACUCGUGUAGAAUGGGAUGGCUGGUAUCGACUCUUCAUUGAUGGAUCAAGUGCUCAGAUGCCUGAGUGGUGUUUUUAUUAUAUGUCAUGUGGAGGUUUUAGUUCUCUGUAUCUUGGUGGCUCUCAUCCUCAUCUAGAAGAUGGAGUAGUUACUCGUGAAAUCUUUGGUUCUCGUGAUUAUCAGUGCAGUCGCUACAGAUCUGAACCAAUCCAAGUUAAAGCUUGUCCUGGAGAUUAUUACGUCUACAAAUUUACCAGACCAACUCUUUCAAUUCCAGCUCCUGUAUAUUGUGCAGUACCUUUCUCCACCCUAAGCAUUGAUCCCUGCUAUAACUACACCAGUCUGGAUGAGCCUUGGAGAGCCACAGACAAUCCUUAUUAUAAUAACUAUUACUACUAUGGGAUGUGUGAUUAUAAUGUGGAGUGGAAUGGCUGGUACAGGAUGUUCUACAAUGGUCAAAAUACUCAGAUGCCAGAAUCAUGUGUUAAUUAUGGCAUGUGUGGCACUUAUAACCCGUUGUCACUCAACGGCAUUCAUCCACAGCUGGAAGAUGGAGUGGUCACCCGUCAGGUCUGUCUCCCAUGGAGUGGCUGCUGUACCUACGCAUCCCACCCUAUAAGAGUCAAAGCCUGUCCCGGAAAUUACUAUGUUUAUGAGUUUGUCAAGCCAAUGUUUUGUGGAGCUUACUGUGAAGGUAGAUAGAUCUAACCACAUACA
Molecule: messenger RNA, 4014 nt
Organism: Cyprinus carpio (common carp)
Lineage: Eukaryota; Metazoa; Chordata; Actinopteri; Cypriniformes; Cyprinidae
Exons: 15
Coding region: 1-3999 (1332 amino acids)
Biological process (GO): neutrophil migration
Cellular component (GO): cell surface; apical plasma membrane
Source: RefSeq, a predicted model, not a curated record